ACAUAUAUCAACUGACUCGACCCACACGCUCAUUUUUUGACGGACGCCCUUGGCGCAUACGAAGCAUUUCAGAAUCACAAGGUUAGACCAUUUCCGGCUUUGCUUGAAGCACAGUCGACUCAUUUUCCAACGAACCUAUCAACAUGCUGUUCCUUGAGAUUGCGUUCCAGUUCACGAGCCUGCUUAUGGCAUCACAGGUGGUUUUCAGCCGGAAGAUCACCGUGAAGAACUCGUGUAAAACCACAGUAUGGCCCGGGAUGCACACGGGUGGUGGAACCGCUCCCGAUCAUGUGACGGGAUGGGAGGCAGUACCUGGAUCCGAAGAGACAUUUGAGGUCGCCGACAAUUGGACGGCUGGACGAAUCUGGGCAAGAACAGGAUGCGUCGUUCAAGAUGGUAACUUCCAGUGUCUGACUGGACAGUGCGGUUCAGGUGAAGGAGGGGACAUGACUUGUAUGAAUACAAACACACCUCCGUCUACUCUAGCCGAGUUCACACUCGCCACGGCGGGUGAAGACAACUAUGACAUCUCUCUAGUUGAUGGGUUCAACGUGCCACUCAAUAUCAUUCUCUCCAAAUCUGACUGUCCUCAACCUACCUGUAUGGGUAAUAUUAACCCGCUCUGUCCACCCUUACUUCGAACCGGACUGGAUAGUAACGGUGUCAAUCUAGGAUGCCUUGCAGCGUGUAAUGCAGGAUUCGGCGCGGAGACCUAUGGAAACAGAGCUUGCUGUACUGGAUCUUACAACGAUCCUAUCAUGUGUGGAAUCUGUGGUGUCGACUAUUAUAGCUUGUUCAAGGAUAAUUGCAACAUGAGUUAUGCUUAUGCCUACGAUGAGAAAUCCGAGAGCGCCCUCUGGACCUGCCCUUCUUCUCCAGGCAGUCUUUCAGACUAUACGAUCGAGUUUUGUCCCGAUGGGAGAGACUACGUUGGAUCGAGAUUCGCCGGCACGGAAUACCUUGACGCCACCGCGAAAUGCACCUCGCAAGCUACCUCAGGUCCUCAAACUUUCUCUGUACCUCCCAGCCCCAGCACUACCAUUGCCCAAGGGACACUUCAGGUCGUAGCGACUGUAGCGACUGGCUUAGAUGGAGCAGCAGCUAUCGAAAUCAGGCCUUCGCCACCUCCCGUUUCUGCGGCCACCUCGCCGAAUGCAGCAGCAGCAGUGACCUCGAGUGCACCGGCGGUAGUAUCUGGUGCUAGACUUUCUCUCGCAUCAAGCGCAGACCAGGUCGUGGUGGUUUGGGAAACAAAGACAUCGACUGCCAUCAAGACCGCCGGCUGUAAGGCAUCUGCCCCGGCUGCUGUAAACUUGUUGCUGCAUCCCAACGAGGAUGAAGCGGUAAGAGGUGGUCAGUGGCUCGCGCCUCAAAAGAGGGCUCAAAAGAGAAGCAACCGGAUGACCAGGGUCCACUGAAACAUACAAUUCAGAGAGGUACGGAGAUAUCCACGAGUCUGACAAUAUGCGAUGGCCGUUCAUGCAAAAUAUACAGUG
Kockovaella imperatae is the source of this 1496-nucleotide messenger RNA. RefSeq names its product thaumatin family-domain-containing protein. The transcript is spliced from 7 exons. Bases 144 to 1418 code for a protein of 424 amino acids. Gene Ontology annotation, biological process: defense response. The record is from RefSeq and is a predicted model, not a curated record. Gene Ontology annotation, cellular component: extracellular region. NCBI's taxonomy places the organism in Eukaryota, Fungi, Basidiomycota, Tremellomycetes, Tremellales, Cuniculitremaceae.